Molecule: messenger RNA, 1605 nt
Organism: Blepharisma stoltei
Lineage: Eukaryota; Ciliophora; Heterotrichea; Heterotrichida; Blepharismidae
Source: the annotation of a GenBank genome assembly
AUGGAAGACUUUAAGAGAAACAGACACAGGAUCGCAUCUGCUGGCUCAUUCGUUGUCGAUGAAAUCGGUUUUCCAUUAGUGAAGGCAGCGCAUUUUUCUAUGUUUAAAGGAGUUUACUACGCAGGAUCCUUUGUCCAGUCCGCCAUAAAUCUUAUAGAUUCUGUGACAUUUGAGUGUACGAAGCCAGUAAUUCAUAUACAGAUUAGCAACGAAAUUAAAUCUAUUUCCAGCAAAAUCGAAAAAUUCAUGCAUUCAAAUAUCUCUUGGAGUUACGAACUUUUCAUUGAAAGACUCAAUUCUUUUGACAGUCUUCUGGCCGAAGAAAAGCAGGAAGUUGAAAAUUAUUUCUCCUCAAACGGAGUUAGCCUAUAUCAAGAUUCUAUAAUUUCUUCAGAAAAAAUGCAAACAAUUUAUGAAAUUUCGAAACUAAUUAAAUACAACACUCGUGAAUUCCCUGAAAUGUCAAUGAUUUCUUUUGUUAAAUACCUGCUGACUUAUAUUUCUUUGCAAGGUGCAAUGAGAAGAGUUAAUGGGAUAUUUAUUAAUUGGAUAAAUCAUGAAGAACCAACAAUUGGAGAAAUGGUUUAUUUCAGCAAAUAUGCAGUUGCGGCAUAUGGGAAGACGGUUGUUCGGAUAUUGCUAAAACGACAAGUUGGGGAUUUUUUUAAAUCGCUCCCUGAUCGUGAAGUAUUUCGAGACCACUGUAAAAUAGAAGAUGAAGAUAUCAUUUUAUGCAGAUUCGGCACUGAAAAGUUUGAGCCUGCCUAUAUUAUUUCUAAAGACCACAGCAAAAAAUCACUUGUUUUAACUAUAAGAGGAACUUUUUCACUUAAUGACAUUUUUACUGAUCUAACAGCUGAGUUCAUAGAGUACACUUAUGUGAAUAAUGCUACAAAAGAGAGAAUUAAAGGACUGGUACAUUUUGGGAUGCUUAAUUCUGCGCAAUAUCUGUCAGACUCAAUUAAAACCGUCAUUUUGGAAGAACUUGCAAAAUUAAGAGACUAUGAUUUGGUUAUUACAGGCCACAGCUUAGGGGCUGGAGUUGCAAGCUUACUAACGCUAAUAUGAAUGAGUGAUGAAAAUUUUCAAAAUAUUCCAACGAAAACUUUUGCUUAUGGCUGCCCAAGUGUAGUUUCUGAGUCUCUAAAUUUAGUUCUUAAAGAUCGAAUUUUGACUUGUAUUCAUGGAUAUGAUUUUGUAGCGGAGCUGUCGUUGACCAGCAUUUCUAAUUUGUAUGAAGUUAUCAAGAGAUUGAAAACUGAAGAGGAUUUAGGCUGAAUAGAUAUUGCAAAAAUUGCUCACACUUCUAAUAUUAGUGAUAGCAUCGAAAUAAUGGAAAUUAUUAACAGGGUUUAUGAAGGAUUAGAUGAAAAUUGGCUCCAGCCUGCUGGAAAAGUUUAUCAGCUUUAUGAUCAAAAGCACCACGCUGAAUCAAUUAGAUAUGUAUAUAACAGACCUUCAAAUUUGAGGUUUUUGGGAGGAUUUAUCAACCCUGGGUCGUAUAAAAGGAUUCAAUUGGCCUCGCGAUUCUUUAAAGAUCAUUGGCCGGAUACUUAUGAAAAGGCUUUGCUUGGUUUAAGCAGGGGUGAAAUUAUUAAUAUAUAA